Molecule: messenger RNA, 1208 nt
Organism: Gadus chalcogrammus (walleye pollock)
Lineage: Eukaryota; Metazoa; Chordata; Actinopteri; Gadiformes; Gadidae
Gene: pmvk
Product: phosphomevalonate kinase
Exons: 5
Coding region: 100-684 (194 amino acids)
Biological process (GO): isopentenyl diphosphate biosynthetic process, mevalonate pathway; cholesterol biosynthetic process
Cellular component (GO): cytoplasm
Molecular function (GO): phosphomevalonate kinase activity
Source: RefSeq, a predicted model, not a curated record
CGGUAACGUCACAAUCAGCUCAUCGAUUGGCACAAUAAACCGAACAUGCUGUGGCUCGACAAAACUACAAUUAAGUAGUUAUACACCUGAAUAAAGACAAUGGCUUCAGCAGAACCCAAAAUUAUUCUAGUGUUCAGUGGGAAACGCAAAUCCGGCAAAGAUUAUGUGACGGAUUUCAUUCUGAAAAGGCUAGGGUCGGAGAUCUGCUGCAUCCUGCGUCUCUCUGGCCCGCUGAAAAAGCAGUACGCUCAGGACCACGGACUGGACUACAGCGAGCUGCUGGCCGCAGGGGGCUACAAGGAGACACACCGCGCUGACAUGAUCGCCUGGGGCGAGCAGCAGAGGCGCCAAGACCCGGGCUUCUUCUGUCGCCUAGCAACAGAGGCAGCCCAGCAGCCCGUCUGGAUUGUGAGUGACGCGCGGCGGCGUUCGGACCUGCGGUGGUUCCAGACAGAGUAUCCGAGUCAGACGCGCUGCGUUAGGGUCCAGGCUUCAGAGGAAACACGAGCGGACCGCGGCUGGCGCUUCACAGCAGGGAUAGACGAUGCAGAGUCAGAGUGUGGAUUGGACGGGGAGCAGUUCGACUGGAUCAUCACCAAUGAGGCAGAGGCUCCAGCCUUAGAAGAGCAGCUUGAGAACAUUUUACAACUCGCCUCACAUGCAGCAGGACCGCACAACUCCUGAAGCCUCCGUCAGAAACGUCCAGCCCACCACAACCGCAGAAGACACUGUUGAAAACAUUCGGCUGCGUUGCACAAAUGCUUCGUCAGAACCUUUGUGCCUUCUUUUAGCCCUCCAGUUCCUUGAGCAUGACAAGACAAUAAUAGUCCUAACUGGACAUCGAGUGCCUGAAACCUUUCCGUCGCUUUAUAAUGCAAAGAAUAAAGUUUCCUUCAUAAGGUUUAUUUACCCAGAAUAAUCCAUCCAUGUAGGCGUUGGGAGGAUGGGACGGUUAGGGUAAAGCUUUGAGAGAUGGUUAUAAUAAUGAGAUUAUGGCUAGGUUAAGGUAAAGUUUAGAGACUAAUGGUUUCAGGGUUAAAGGUUAGACUUUGGGUUUGGGUAAAGGUUAGCGGGUUAGAUUUGGGACGGUUGGGAGGAUUCAUAUUGGGUACAGUUUAGUUUAAUUAUCUACAAGGAAUGAAGGGGACGAGUGUGCAAAGAUGUGCUCACAUAUUAAAUAAUGACACCACUAAUGAAAUGCUAUUAAA